AGGUGCCAGUGCAUCAGCUGGACCCCGCCUUCAGUGUCUCCUGGAGUCUCGAAGAUGGAAAGGGAGGCAAACACUCUGGGACCAGUUUCCUGAAGCUCCAGUUCAUCCAGCUGUCCUGUGAGGAGCAGCCCUGGAACCAGAGGCAGCCACCAUGGCGCAAGGGCUGGAGGUGGCCCUCACCGACCUCCAGAGCUCCCGGAACAACGUGCGGCACCACACGGAGGAGAUCGCCGUGGACCGCCUCCUCGUCCGCCGGGGCCAGGCUUUCCUCAUCACCCUGUACUUCAGGAACCGCGGCUUCCAGCCUGGCCUGGACAACAUCAUCUUUGUGGCUGAGACUGGACCCCUGCCAGACCUGGCCAAAGGAACCCGGGCAGUGUUCGGCCUGGGAAGCCGCGGAGGGCCCAGCCCCUGGAUCGCCUUGCUGGAAAGCAAUGGGGCGACCUCGCUGGAGGUGAGCCUGUGUGCGCCCCCCGUGGCGGCCGUGGGGCGGUACCUCCUGAAAGUCCACAUUGACGCCUUCCAGGGCUCCAUCACAGCCUACCAGCUCGGGGAGUUCAUCCUGCUCUUCAAUCCCUGGUGCCCAGAAGACGCUGUCUACUUGGACAGUGAGCCCCAGAGGCAGGAGUAUGUCGUGAAUGACUAUGGCUUCAUCUACCAAGGAAACAAGAACUGGAUCCGUCCAUGCCCCUGGAAUUAUGGACAAUUUGAAGAGAACAUCGUAGACAUCUGCCUGGAGCUGCUGGACAAGAGCCUCAACUUCCAGGUGGACCCAGCCACGGACUGUGCCCUGCGGGGCAGCCCCGUCUACAUCGGCAGAGUGGUGUGCGCCAUGAUCAACAGCAACGAUGACAACGGCGUGCUCAACGGCAACUGGAGUGAGAAUUACACGGACGGCCUCAACCCCGCGGAGUGGACUGGCAGCGUGGCCAUUCUGAAGCAGUGGCACGCCACGGGCUGCCAGCCCGUGCGCUACGGGCAGUGCUGGGUCUUCGCUGCCGUCAUGUGCACAGUGAUGCGGUGCCUGGGGAUCCCCACCCGCGUGAUCACCAACUUUGACUCCGGCCACGACACCGAUGGAAACCUGGUCAUAGACGAGUAUUACGACAGCACAGGCAGAAUCCUGGAGAACAAAAAGAAGGACAGCAUCUGGAAUUUCCACGUGUGGAACGAAUGCUGGAUGGCUCGCAGGGACCUCCCUCCUGGCUACGGGGGCUGGCAGCUGCUGGACGCCACACCUCAGGAGACCAGCAAUGGCCUCUACUGCUGCGGGCCCGCCUCCGUCAAGGCCAUCAAGGAAGGGGAAGUGGACCUGAAGUACGACACACCCUUUGCGUUCUCCAUGGUGAACGCCGACUGCGUGUCCUGGCUGGUCUACGGUGGGAAAGAGCAGAAACUGCACCGCAACACGAGCGCCGUGGGCAGCUUUAUCAGCACCAAGGGCGUCCAGAGCGACGAGCGGGAUGACGUCACUGAGAACUACAAGUACCAAGAAGGUUCCCCCGAGGAGAGGCAGGUGUUCCUGAAGGCUGUACAGAAGCUCAAGACUGGGAAGUCCCAAGGCCCCCCAGGAGCAGACGCCCCACCUUCCAGCUCCACGCCCCUGAGCGGAGACAGCCCUCAGAGCCUGGACAUACCCUCCCUUCGACCCGGUGAGGUUGCCCAGGUCUCCCUGAAGUUCAAGCUUCUUGAACCGCCCCACAUGGGCCAGGACAUCAACUUUAUGCUGCUGGCUAUCAACGUGUCCCCCCAGUCCAAGGACCUGAAAGUGAACCUGAGCGCCCAGUCCCUGCUGCAUGACGGCAGCCCCAUGCCCCCGUUCUGGCAGGACACGGCGUUCCUCACGCUCUUUCCUCAAGAAGUGAAGACCUACUCCUGCAUAAUCCCCUAUUGCCAAUACAGCCAGUACCUGUCCACAGACAAGCUGAUCCGCAUCAGUGCCCUGAGUGAGGAGAAGAACAGUCUAGAGAAAAUCCUGGUGAACAAGAUCAUCACCUUGGCUUACCCGGGCAUCAUGAUUAAUGUUCUAGGAGCAGCCAUCGUGAACCAGCCGCUCUCCAUUCAGGUGAUAUUUUCAAACCCUCUCCUGGAGCAGGUUGCGAAUUGCGUCCUGACUGUGGAAGGCAGUGGCCUCUUCAAGAAACAGCAGCGAGUUCUCAUCGGAGUCCUCAAACCCCAACACAGGGCCAGCAUCACGCUGACGACUGUCCCUUUCAAGAGUGGCCAAAGGCAGAUCCAAGCUAAUCUGAAGAGCGACAAGUUUAAGGACAUCAAGGGUUACAGGAGCGUAUAUGUAGACUUUGGGUUGUAAAUUCCGGGACAAUGAGCUACACAUGUGGAUUUUAAGUUUCAGGAAAAGGAGCAGGUUCAAGAGGAUCCACAGAGCUGCAACAUGAGUGGCAAGAGAGAUACUGGUGAUGUCUCGUUCCCUGGGUCACUUGGACAGCCCCCAGGGCUCUGUUCAGGGCCUGGGGAUUCCAUGGUAUCCCAUUCAGAAGCGCAAUUCAGCACAGUGGGCAGAGCACACUUGUUGGACUUGGCCGUGACUUGCUUCCCCUCAGACAUCAAGGCAAGAGGAAGACUGGCUUCACAGCUUACUGUCAUUUGUUCUAAUGGCCACCUCCCUCUUACCAAUAAAGGUCAGUCCUUGUUCUCA
Molecule: messenger RNA, 2656 nt
Organism: Oryctolagus cuniculus (rabbit)
Lineage: Eukaryota; Metazoa; Chordata; Mammalia; Lagomorpha; Leporidae
Gene: TGM5
Product: transglutaminase 5
Biological process (GO): peptide cross-linking
Molecular function (GO): protein-glutamine gamma-glutamyltransferase activity
Source: RefSeq, a predicted model, not a curated record